Lingula anatina is the source of this 1697-nucleotide messenger RNA. RefSeq lists its product as uncharacterized. Lineage: Eukaryota; Metazoa; Brachiopoda; Lingulata; Lingulida; Lingulidae. The record is from RefSeq and is a predicted model, not a curated record. Gene Ontology annotation, molecular function: hydrolase activity.
AUUAUGGCCUACCUGAAUUAAUAUAGAGCAAGGUUAUUUUCAACUACAGCAGUUUAGCUCGUUACAGCACUGGUGCAUCAAACCCUGUCAUUCACCGAGCACCCUGUAGAACGCCAUGUCGCUGCCAGCGGAUUUCCAAGCCUUGCACCCUGAAUGUCAAGCCUUCGUGCGAGACCGAAUAAACACGCAAAUGAGGGGAGAUGAUGAUUGGAAUGUCACCAGAAAAGCAAAAUCAGAAGCGACUGCCAAGGCGGCAAAAGAGGCCGCUUACGACUUCAAAGGGACUAGGGGAGAGAUAACUAUUCCGUCACCGCACGUGAAAGAGGGCCUUAGAGCGUGGGUUUACACCCCGGCUAAUGGCCCCAAGAACCCUCCAAUCGUGGUGUACUUCCAUGGCGGAGGCUGGGUCCUCUGCAGCCUGGAGGAUGUGGAUACUUUUGUGAAGAUGCUGACUGACACCGCCAACUGCAUCGUAGUGAGCGUGGAUUAUCGUCUGGCACCAGAACACAAAUUUCCUGCCGCCAUUGACGACUGUGAGACUGCCGCCAAAUGGGUUCUGGGGAACAAGGAAUUUGUGGGUGGCAGCACGCUCAGCAAGGUUGGUGUCGUUGGUGAAAGUGCAGGAGGACAUCUGUCGGCCUGUGUGUCACAUGAUGUCCCAGGACUAGCGUUUCAGGUGCUCAUCUAUCCGGUGACGGAUAUGCGGAUUGACACCCGGGAGUCGUACAAACGCUAUGCGGAGGGCUACGUUCUUACCACCGAGGCUAUGUACUGGUAUGUAAAUCACUUCCUCCACAACGAGGCUGAGAGGUCGGAUCCACGUGCCUCUCCAAUUCUCCGGACUAAGUUCGACCACCUUCCACCGGCUUUUUACGUGGCUGCCACCCACGAUGUCCUGUUUGACGAAGGGAUGGAAUAUGCCCAAAAACUGAAAGAAGCUGGCGUAACGAUUGAAACCCUUAUGUUAGAGGGCAUCACCCACUGUACGAUUAAUUUUCCAAAUUAUUACAAAGAGACAGACGCCAUGACAUGCAGAAAGAUUGCAGAGUUCGUAAAAAAGCAUUCUGAAUAAACGACCUCCGUGUCAGCAUUAACCAUGAGAAGUAAGGCGUGCUCAUAUAGCUGAGUAUUAACUGCAAAUUGGAAUGCACUAGUAAUUAAUUAACAGCGCCAUCUAUCGUUUGGUUAUAGCAGGGUAUUAGUUAUACAUGCAUAUUAUUCAAUAAUCAUAUACCGAUUAGUCCGUAGGGUUUAUAUAUUGCGAUGAUUUUAAUGGUUUUAGGAAAGGAAUGCAUUGGUAAUUUUUGUAUCAAAUUAUACAAAGUUCGAUGUAACACAACUUUGUUUUCAAUUCAGUCUAGGCAAAGUUUAGGUAAAUGCCGUGAGGGAACAAGGCUAAGACAUUCCUAGUUGGACAGGAAAAUAUUUUUUGUUUGUCAGUAACCGUGUUUGUUUGUUUGUUUGUUUUGAAAAACAAUGCAGCUAAUCUUCAUGUGUAGACAAUACACAUAGAGAAAAUAAAUGAGUGAUAUAUCAUCAACUGUUUUAAAAUUACGGUUACUACAUGGGCUGUAGUGACUAACGAAAUGCGAUGAAGUAAUUCAAUAUAAUUUGAUGUUUUGUUUCCAAAAAACAAAGAAUUAUGCGAAAUCAUGACGAUAAAGUGAAUACGUGGCAUUUAUACAUGUAUUAUGUAU